AUGGUCAACGACCGGUGGAAGACCAUGGGCGGCGCUUCCCAACUUGAGGACGGUCCGCGUGAGAAACCCCAGCGGCCAAGCUGUGGCUACGUGCUGUGCACCGUGCUGCUCUCGCUGGCCGUGCUGCUGGCCGUGGCGGUCACAGGUGCGGUGCUAUUCCUGAACCACACCCACACGCCGGGCACAGCACCCCCACCUGUGGUCAGCACCGGUCCGGCUGGGCCCAACAGUGCCCUGGUCACCGUGGACAGGGCUGACAGCUCCCGCCUCAGCAUCCUCAUCGACCCACGCUGCCCUGACCUCACCGACGGCUUUGCCCGCCUGGAGGGUGCCCAGGCCUCCGUGCUCCAGGCGCUGACCGAGCACCAGGCUCAGCCUCGGCUGGCGGGGGACCAGGAACAGGCUCUGCUGGACACGCUGGCUGACCAGCUGCCCCGACUGCUGGCCCGGGCCUCGGAGCUGCAGGCAGAGUGCGUGGGACUGCGGAAGGGACACAGCACGCUGGGCCAGGGGCUCACCACGCUGCAGAAUGAGCAGGGACGCCUUAUCCAGCUUCUCUCUGAGAGCCAAGGUCACAUGGCCCACCUGGUCAACUCCGUCAGUGACGUCCUGGAUGCCCUGCACCAGGAGCGGGGGCUAGGCCGGCCCCGAGUCAAGGCCGAUCUCCAGAGGUCACCGGCCAGGGGAACACGGCCCCGGGGCUGUGCCAACGGCUCUCGGCCCCGUGACUGUCUGGACGUCCUACUGAGCGGGCAGCAGGAGGAUGGCAUCUACUCGGUCUUCCCCACUCACUACCCCGCUGGUUUCCAGGUCUACUGUGACAUGAGCACGGACGGGGGCGGCUGGACGGUGUUUCAGCGGCGGGAGGAUGGCUCCGUGAACUUCUUCCGAGGCUGGGAGGCUUACCGCGACGGCUUCGGCAAGCUCACUGGCGAGCACUGGCUGGGGCUCAAGAGGAUCCAUGCCCUGACCACACAGGCUACCUAUGAGCUGCACGUGGACCUGGAGGACUUCGACAACGGCACAGCCUAUGCUCGCUAUGGGAGCUUUGGCGUGGGCUUAUUCUCUGUGGACCCCGAGGAAGACGGGUACCCCCUCACAGUGGCUGACUACUCGGGGACUGCAGGUGACUCUCUCUUGAAGCACAGUGGCAUGAGGUUCACCACCAAGGAUCGCGACAGUGACCACUCGGAGAACAACUGUGCCGCCUUCUACCGUGGUGCCUGGUGGUACCGAAACUGCCACACAUCCAACCUCAACGGGCAAUAUCUUCGCGGUGCCCACGCCUCCUAUGCUGAUGGCAUUGAGUGGUCCUCCUGGACCGGCUGGCAGUACUCCCUCAAGUUCUCCGAGAUGAAGAUACGGCCGGUCCGAGAGGACCGCUAG
Molecule: messenger RNA, 1386 nt
Organism: Elephantulus edwardii (Cape elephant shrew)
Lineage: Eukaryota; Metazoa; Chordata; Mammalia; Macroscelidea; Macroscelididae
Gene: FIBCD1
Product: fibrinogen C domain containing 1
Exons: 7
Coding region: 1-1386 (461 amino acids)
Source: RefSeq, a predicted model, not a curated record